Racocetra fulgida is the source of this 174-nucleotide messenger RNA. NCBI's taxonomy places the organism in Eukaryota, Fungi, Glomeromycota, Glomeromycetes, Diversisporales, Gigasporaceae. The record is from the annotation of a GenBank genome assembly.
AAAAAAAAUGGCAGUAUGCGUUCUACUGAUGCUAAGUUUAAUAUUGAACCAAAGCAAGUUCGUAAUUGGAGAGAAAAAAAGGAGAUGUUAAUGCAAGCAAGGCCUCAUAUCAAAUGUUUAGGUGGUGGAUUAAGAGCAAAGUAUCCAGAAUUAGAAGCGAUUAUUUUGUCUUGA